Molecule: messenger RNA, 2277 nt
Organism: Panicum virgatum (switchgrass)
Lineage: Eukaryota; Viridiplantae; Streptophyta; Magnoliopsida; Poales; Poaceae
Product: putative disease resistance protein RGA3
Exons: 1
Coding region: 9-1484 (491 amino acids)
Source: RefSeq, a predicted model, not a curated record
UUGAAGAAAUGGACGUUCUCCUCUCUGCAGUCCUUGGUGAGUUGAUCACUAGAUCCAUAAAUUUUAUCAUCAGCAAAUACUCCAAGCCCAUGCCACUGGAUGUGAAGGAUUGCCUGCGCAGGCUCCUGCUCCGGGCACAAGUGAUCAUCGACGAGGCCAUGGGACGGCACAUCACAAACCAACCCAUGCUCCUCCGGCUGGUUAUGCUAAGCGAUGCCAUGCACCGAGGCUACUACGUGCUCGACGCUAUCAGAUACCAACAUCAUGAUGAGGAGGAUGCCAAAGAUCAGGUUGUGAGUCGCUCUUCGUCUCUGUCUAUAGUAAAUUCUGUAAAGCACCUAUGUUUCUCCAGUAGAGCUGCUCUGCCUUUGAAAGAACUGCAAGAGACGCUUGACAAUUUGAGCUCCAUGAUUCGUGAUGUAAAUGAGCUCGUCCUGUAUUUGGCGAGCUAUCCUCGCCUGUGCAGCCAACCUUACAGCAUGCAUCUGCAGCUGGCCAACUGCAUGUUUGGGUGCCAGAUAGAAGCACAACUAGUCAUCAACUUCCUGCUGAACACACAACCUCAUGGUGCUGAAAAAUUAGAGGUCCUGCCAAUUGUUGGACCAAGAUAUGUUGGAAAGAGCACCCUUGUCGCUAAUGUGUGCAAGGAUGAAAGAGUAUUUGGCCAUUUCUCAAAUAUCUUAUUUUUCCGCAUCCAUGGUUUCACAGAUGAUGAGGUAGCUACUUUCAGAGAAGGAUGUGCAACAAAACUUCAAAAUCACAUGUCAGAUUCGAACAAAGAUGGAAGAUUGCUAGUUGUUGUUGAGUUAGAUGGGGAUGUCAGUGAAGAAGCACUGAAUAGGUUGUUUUCUGCUUCUAGACAGUAUGUGCCAAGGGGUAGUAAAAUCAUACUUACAAGCCGGUUUGACAACAUUGUAAAGUUUGGAACAACAAAGCCUUUGAAUCUGAAGCACCCUUCCCGUGAGGCGUACUGGUAUUUCUUCAAGACGCUGACAUUCGGAAGCACAGAUCCUGAGAUGCAUCCAAGGCUCACGCACCUGGCCAUGGAGAUAGCCAAGGUGCAGAGAAGUUGCUUCCUCGAUGCGAGCAUUGUUGCUCGUCUGCUAAGGGAUAACUUUAAUGGCUUAUUCUGGUCCAAGGUUUUGGCCUUCUUUAGAUGCUUCAUCCAGCAGCGCGUAUCAAGAUUUGGUCAGCAUCCAUUUGAUCUUUUGGGCGAGAACAGAAUUGCACAUAUAGGUAGAAUGGCUGCCCCUUCCGAAGACGUGGUGAUUUAUCAUCAGCAUCAACGCUCUUCAGAAGAGGAAGUUCCAAAGAUAAGAAUGGAUGAUGUGAUAUAUGGAAGCGUUAAGCCCCAUGGCAAAUUUGAGGUCCUAGUAUGGAAGUCUCAGAUACCACCUUACUAUAGCCACGUCUAUACUUGUGAGAUCCCGGCGAUAAAAAACACAGGUGCCAAGCGGAAGCGUUCUAUGGGAAGAGGAAUGUAGCUUUCUUCUUUUUGUUUUUUUUUUGAAUUUUUGUGAUGUGAUUAUCAGGCUUAGGUAGGAGGAUACUUGAACAUGUGUUUGUUACCUGUUAGAGCAACUCUAACAGCCUCUGUAUAUCCUUUGGAUUAGCUAAAAAUGAAAAAAUCUCUGUAAAAUCCGGAUGCAACAGACUAUCUUUCCGGCUCGCUUCUCUUUCCAGCUCGGCAACCCGGCCCCCUCGGUCGGCAUCUUUGCCGAAGGAGUGAGCUCGCCAUACUGCUUCUUCCCGCCCCGGCGCCCCGCGCGUGUCUCCGUCCCGCCCUCCCGCGGCAGCCCAUCCAGCUCGCGGUUGUCACCCGCCGGUCAAGCAGGAGCAGCGCCGCCGGCUGGCCCGCCUUCAUCUCCGUCUUGCCCUCCCGCAGAGCGCUAUGAUGUCUAGCAGAGCCGGCCUUGCGUGAUGAACAAGAGCCUAAUCGAACCAUGGAAGGGCGGAUGGAUGGAUUUCAUAGGGAACCAUGAUAAGCACACGAAUCAAAAGCUACAUGAACAGAGAAGGUGAAGAAUCUCGGCUUGCUCGAGAACGAGAACCCAACUGCAAGAAGAGCGGAAUCCACCCAAGCGUGGAGGAGGAAGGUAGGCGUGGUGGAGGAGAAGCGCCAUGGAGAGGGAGAAGGGAGCUGUUUGCGUGGUGCUCUGCUGAACCUCGCCGAUGGGGAAGGGAUUGCGCAGAGGAGGUGGGUGGUGGGUUGGUCGCUAUACAGAAUACGGAGAGGAGAUUUGGAGAGUUUGUUGGAUUGUGCCGAAAUUUGAAGAA